GUGCGUGUGUGUGGUUCUUAAUGUAUGUAUGUGUGUAUUUCCCACGGUCGCCUAGGACCCAGGAAGGAAGAACACGCGCGCACACACACACACACACACACACACACACACACACACACACACACACACACACACACAGACACACAGUCUUUUUUUUCCCUCAUCUACCACCACCAACCACCACCACCACCACCACUGCCACCACCGCCGCUGCCACUGACACCACCAAACCGCCGCAACCUAGAGUCCCCGGGAGCUCGGGGAGAUGCGGGACCACCCACUGGAGGGGAAGGAGAGAGAAGCCCUCUCGCGCCCUCCCCCUGCUCCCGAGCGCCUCUUUCCGAGCCAGCGCACAGACUGCCAGCACCAACCCAGAGCCACCCACCGGAAUGGGCAGCACCUCGAAGGCGGCUGCGGCGACGGCAGCGGUGGCCACUCUCUCCUGACUCCGGCAGUAUCUGAGCUGCAGGAUCGUGGGCUCACGCAGGAGCGGGAGGCGCAUUAAGUUGGCUGGUGCGAUUUCCCUUCCCCCUCUUCCCACCUUUUGAACUUGUUGCUCCUGCCGGGUCCCCCUUCAGCCAACCUUCUACCGCUCUUCUAGCCCCCUCCCCUCUACCCCGCCUCCUGAUGCCCGUGGGCUCUUGAAGCGUAGAAGGGAGAAGACAGGCAAGCAGGCAGAGGGAGGCAUGGGGGAAGGGGAAGAGCACCGCACGGCUGGAGCUUUUCGGCUGCUUCUUCCCCAGUGGAGCUGAGUCGGCGGCUCGGGAGAUUCUCGCUUUGCCCAGUCUCUCAUUCUGGAUGCACGGAUAAAAGAAUAAAGUCUCUAUGCAACUCAGCCCCGCGCCUGGACUUUCUCAGGCAUAGCCCCUCUCCCUAACAUCUGGACUGUGUGUGGGAGAGAAUCAGACACCUGCUUAGAGAAGAAAGGGCUGCAUCUGAAGUCACCUGUGUGUAUCUGCCUGUGUGUGGGAGGGUGGUACCAGCUGCAGGUGAGAGCUUGAGUAGAUUCAUUUCACGGAGGCUGUUGGAUUGCUAUAUUUAUUACUAUUAUUUUAAAUUUCUGAGUACCUGACUCUAAGGAUUGGCUGCUUCUCAGAACUGAGACUUCGGCAGCAUCUCUACUUUUGAAGUUGCAGCAUUCAUCUGUACCAGGUUCUUAACCAAUAGUAUUUUCUUUCUGGGAAAGGAAGGGGAACUUGUGGUUCAUUUUGCAGCCACACAGUCUAGGCCUCCCCACCUUCUCCCUGCACCUCCCCAAACGGAACCAUGGCUGCAGGGGUGGCAGCAUGGCUACCCUUUGCUCGGGCAGCAGCCAUAGGCUGGAUGCCUGUGGCUACAGGACCUAUGCCAGCACCCCCCAGGCAGGAGAGGAAGAGAACACAAGAUGCCCUCAUUGUCCUGAAUGUGAGUGGCACUCAGUUCCAGACAUGGCAGGAUACCCUAGAACGCUACCCAGACACACUGUUGGGCAGCUCAGAGAGGGAUUUCUUUUACCACCCUGAAACCCAGCAGUAUUUCUUUGACCGUGACCCUGACAUUUUCCGACACAUCCUGAACUUUUACCGCACUGGCAAGCUCCAUUAUCCAAGACAGGAAUGCAUCUCCGCCUAUGAUGAAGAAUUGGCCUUCUUUGGCCUCAUCCCAGAAAUUAUUGGAGACUGCUGUUACGAGGAAUAUAAGGACCGAAGGCGGGAAAAUGCAGAAAGGCUACAGGAUGAUGCUGACAAUGAAAAUACAGGAGAGAGCGCUCUGCCGUCAAUGACUGCCCGGCAGAGGGUCUGGAGGGCCUUUGAAAACCCUCAUACCAGCACCAUGGCCCUCGUAUUCUACUAUGUCACCGGGUUCUUUAUCGCCGUUUCAGUCAUUGCCAAUGUCGUGGAGACAGUGCCAUGUGGCUCUAGUCCUGGCCACAUCAAGGAACUACCAUGUGGGGAACGUUAUGCCGUAGCCUUCUUCUGUCUGGACACCGCCUGUGUGAUGAUAUUCACUGUGGAGUACCUGUUGCGCUUGGCCGCGGCACCCAGCCGUUAUCGUUUUGUACGCAGUGUCAUGAGUAUCAUAGACGUGGUGGCCAUCCUGCCUUAUUACAUCGGGCUAGUGAUGACUGACAAUGAGGAUGUGAGCGGGGCCUUUGUCACAUUGCGGGUUUUCAGAGUCUUCCGGAUCUUUAAGUUUUCCCGCCACUCCCAGGGUCUCAGGAUCCUGGGUUAUACCCUGAAGAGUUGUGCCUCGGAGCUGGGGUUUCUACUCUUCUCUCUCACCAUGGCUAUCAUCAUCUUUGCUACUGUCAUGUUCUAUGCAGAGAAGGGGUCUUCAGCCAGCAAAUUCACCAGUAUUCCUGCUGCUUUCUGGUAUACCAUUGUCACCAUGACGACACUAGGAUAUGGUGACAUGGUACCAAAGACCAUAGCUGGAAAGAUUUUUGGGUCCAUCUGCUCCCUAAGUGGUGUCUUAGUCAUUGCUCUGCCUGUUCCUGUGAUUGUCUCCAACUUCAGUCGAAUCUAUCACCAAAAUCAGAGAGCUGAUAAACGGCGGGCACAAAAGAAAGCAAGGCUUGCAAGAAUCCGAGCUGCCAAGAGUGGAAGUGCCAAUGCUUACAUGCAGAGCAAACGAAAUGGAUUACUGAGUAACCAGCUCCAGUCCUCUGGAGAAGAUGAACAGGCCUUUGUUAGCAAAUCUGGCUCUUGCUUUGAAACCCAGCACCACCACCUGCUUCACUGUCUGGAAAAAACUACGAAUCAUGAGUUUGUGGAUGAACAAGUUUAUGAGGAGAGCUGCAUGGAAGUUUCAACAGUCAAUCGCCCUUCAAGUCACAGCCCUUCUCUCUCAUCACAACAAGGUGUCACCAGCACUUGCUGCUCAAGAAGACACAAAAAAACUUUCCGGAUCCCAAAUGCCAAUGUAUCAGGGAGCCGCCAAGGCAGUGUACAAGAGCUCAGUACAAUCCAAAUCAGGUGUGUGGAGAGAACACCCUUAUCUAACAGCCGAUCCAGUUUAAAUGCCAAAAUGGAAGAGUGUGUUAAACUAAACUGUGAGCAACCUUACGUGACUACAGCAAUAAUAAGCAUACCGACACCUCCAGUAACAACCCCUGAAGGCGAUGACAGGCCAGAAUCUCCAGAGUACUCAGGAGGAAACAUUGUCAGAGUAUCUGCUUUGUAAAACAAUUCGAAUAAAGACCAAGUGCAGUUGAGUCCUGACUGUGAAAGGGUUCUAAAGAGGAAGAUGGAAGAAACAUCCAGUCUUUUACAAAUUAAACAGCAAAAUGGAAAGCCGGUUUAUAGUGAAACUAAACAUUGUUUCCAAACUUAAGGAUGUGCUUCAAGGCCACCAAAUGGCAUUUCUGGGCAUACAGUUUGACCUAUCAUACAGCGGAAUAAUCUGUGAUCCUUUGACUUUAUAAAUGAGCACAAUGAAAUGCCUCCCAUUGAUGCUUCUUAAGAUAAGAACUCUUUUUUAAAAAAUAAAAUGAAAUUUAAAAAACAACUUUGAACACUAUGUUCCAGUUGAAUGAAAAAACACAUACGGAAAACAUUUUGAUAACAUGUUUUUUCCUGUAAAACAAACAAAUGUGAACAUUGGCAAGUAUAUUAAUGUUUAAAAAAAAAAAGAAAAAACCUCAUAUGACAGGUUUGUACUGACUGAAAGGAAUACCAUCAUAAUGCAUGCUGAAAUUCUUUGGAGCAGUGAUCUCAGUUUACUUAUGUUGUCUUCAGAUUAGGCAUGAUAAACUUUAACUGUAGAAAGGGGCAUUUCUGGGCACUUACAACAAGCUGAUUGUUCACAUUCCAUGGUAAACUCUACAAAUAAACUCCUCUUAGCAGCGCAGUCUUUCUGGCUGAGAUGCUCAUCUGUGAGCCUCCAGUGUCCAGCCAGCUCAGUAUUGAUUAUCAUUUCACUUUGCUUCCUAGAUACUGUUACAACUGCAAUAAUCCAUUGUACACCUGUUGUAUCAGGAAUCAGGACUUUCUGUUUGUUUGUUUUAAUUUCCAGAUCUCCUUUAGUUAGUAGCACAGUUAGGAAAAAAAAUCUUUAAUGUAGCCCAAGUUUUUAGUGAGUUUUAAUCCAAACUGUGGUACCAUAGAUGUGUUUUUUCCCAGAAUAGCUUUUAUUGUCCACUGUAGUCCUGUGACGCAGUGCAUUGUCAGUUCCUGUAUUUCUAGCUCACCUCUCUAUUGACAUUUCAAAGGUUUCCCAUUAGCAGCUGGAUUAACCUCUUUUGUAGUACCAAUGGCUUUCCUACUUUUAUAUUAACUGACAAGGUCUCUUACUAGUGAAAUAUGAUAAUCGACCCCCUUAUCAAAAAGUAGAAGGGGGCAAAGGAGUUAUCUGACAAAUGAAUACUUAUUAAACCUCUUUGCUGUUAAUGACUAGCCCAGAAAUCAAAUUUAUCAUGAGGUGUCUUGUGCAAACAGUCCUAGUAGGCUGGGACAAAUGUCAUAGCACCAAGUAGUCUUACAGCCGUACCUACACAUUUUUCUACUUCUUUUGCUUUGAGUCUGAUUAGAUUACAUUUUCUCAAAUAUAUUUUGAGAGUAACUAACAUGAUUCUAAAUAUGGAGCUCAAGCUAGGAAGCUUUCUGUACCAAUACUUAAAGAAAGAUUGCUUUCUUCCCUAUUUUAGGAAAGCAACACAAAUCUUUUCUAGAAAGAGAUUCCUAUAAACAGCAGUUUCCUCCCAUGAAGGAGGACAAGGUGUUUGGUGAUGCAAACUUGAUCUCUGUGUACAUUAAGUGGAAACGUGUUUAUAUUUUAAAGAAUAUUGUAUCAGCAGACAUGUCUGCAUGUACCAGUGUGAACAGUUUUAUGUCAAUCCAAAAGCUCUGUCCAUUCCAAGAUUCUACUACAAAGGAUACAGUUUAACUUCUAUGUGUGUGUGGGGAAAAGAUUAUUGUUCCCCUUGAUUUUUAAUGUUUGUCAUAAAAAGAAAAAAAUGUCAUCCCCAUGUAUACCAAAUAAUUUGUGACUUUUUUUAAAAAGUAAGAUUUUACUUGCUUUACAUUUUUAUAGUUGCCCCAGGACAACGUUGUGUACACAGUAGGCACUAGAUAAAUGCUUACAGAAGGAAAGAAAAUAAGAUAUACUCAAAUUUCCUUGUAAAGAACUGGCUUCACUCCUAAUCUUUCUUGAACAAAUUACUAAUUUGCCAGCAGCUUGAAGAUUAAUCAUUCCUAGAGCCUGCUUCUUAUCACUUUUUGCUUCGAGGUUGAUUGUACAAUGAAACUUCUUUGAUAACAGUUAAUGAAAUUUUUGUUAUUGUUGUUAAAUAUAGACUAAGGAAACUGCAAUUCAGGAAUACUUAGGAUUUUAACUCCUUAAUUACCAAUUUUAUUUUUAAUGUCCUAAAUGUUUGAGAAAAUGUGGCAAAAAUUUUCCAGUUGGUAGUUUGGCCCCCUCUUCCCACUCAUCACUUAUGCAAAACUUUCAUUUUUUUCUGAAAUUAAAAAAAGAAAACUUUUUUGGUGUUUUAGGUGAUUUUCAAAUACUGUGUUGGUAGUGAAUGACUGUUGAUGACUGUGUAAAGUGCAUCUGUACUGUAAAUGAAAUGUAAUUAUUUCUGUGUACCAUAUGGAGCAACCAAGGUUGUUGUUUUUGACAAUUUUGUUUGAAAUUCAUAUAUCUUAUUUCAGAGGAUAGCAUAAUAACUGCGUUGUGCUGAAAAAGAAAUAGACAUUUGAGGAAUAAUAAAAUAAAACAUCUGCAUGCUUGAA
Messenger RNA from Monodelphis domestica (gray short-tailed opossum), 5711 nucleotides. It is a transcript of the gene KCND2, whose product is annotated as potassium voltage-gated channel subfamily D member 2. Gene Ontology annotation, cellular component: voltage-gated potassium channel complex; postsynaptic membrane; dendritic spine. The record is from RefSeq and is a predicted model, not a curated record. NCBI's taxonomy places the organism in Eukaryota, Metazoa, Chordata, Mammalia, Didelphimorphia, Didelphidae. Gene Ontology annotation, molecular function: protein binding; voltage-gated monoatomic ion channel activity involved in regulation of postsynaptic membrane potential; A-type (transient outward) potassium channel activity. Gene Ontology annotation, biological process: protein homooligomerization; potassium ion transmembrane transport; action potential.